This is a messenger RNA of Saccharomycodes ludwigii, 4128 nucleotides long. RefSeq lists its product as uncharacterized. Bases 1 to 4128 code for a protein of 1375 amino acids. Gene Ontology annotation, molecular function: guanyl-nucleotide exchange factor activity. NCBI's taxonomy places the organism in Eukaryota, Fungi, Ascomycota, Saccharomycetes, Saccharomycodales, Saccharomycodaceae. The record is from RefSeq and is a predicted model, not a curated record. The transcript has a single exon.
AUGGCCACACCAGCUGAUUCAAAUGUAAUAUGUUAUAAUCCAAAACCACAUGAAAGUAAAAAUGAUAAUACAAGUAACUUGUUUUCCGUUACAAACCAGACAUUAAUGAUCAAAGAACUUGAAAAAAAAAGUGACAACAUUUCUAAAACCUAUAUAGCAAAUAAAAGCGAAAAUGACUCAAAAUUAAAACCAUUUUUACUAGAACAAAAGUAUAAAGAAAUGAAUAAAGCGAAUAACUCUAAAAAAAAUAACAAGAAUAAUAAUUUGAAUUCCCCUGAGGUGUUGACAAAUUGUUUGAGUCCGGGACUUUUACUCCCCUAUAUGAUGGAAUCCCCAAUUUUAGAAAAAGCUUUAAAACAGUUAAAUACUUCACCCUCGGUAUCGCUACCCAGACCUUCUACCAUAAAUAAUAAAAGCUAUGAAGAAAACAACCAUAUCCCUAUUUUUAAAACCUUGGAGACAAAAAAAAAUGAUAAAAAUUCAACACUGGAAACGUCUAUGGUUUCUCGAAGAAAUUAUAUUUUAAAUGAAAUAAUUUUAACUGAAAUGAAAUAUGUUGUUUUAUUGAAAAUAUUACAAAAGGGGUAUUUAACCAAAUUAGUGACCAAUGCUAAAGGAAACUAUGUACCAUUUAAAUUGUUAAAUUAUCUUCUGAAAGAGUUGUAUAAUAUACACACUCGGCUAUUAAGAAAGAUAGUUGAGAUUUUAGAGGAAUUAAAUAUCAAAUAUGGUUAUAAAACAGCCAAUAUAAGUGAUUCAGAUUCGAUGGAAAUAUGUGCUAAAAUAGCUCAAGUUAUAACAAAUAUGGGUGUUCCCAUUUAUUGGUAUCAAAAAUAUACUGUUAAUUAUGAGUUGGUAUUAUUGUUGUUAAAUAAGGAAGACGAAACAGAGCAUGAAAGUAUACGGGCACAACAAGAAAUACAUGACUGGCUUAAAAACAUUCAAUUUUUCCUCGAAUCAAGCUACAAAGAAUUUAUCCCUCAGCAAGUGUCACCUUGUAUUCCAAAUGGUAUAUUUGGCAAUAAUACACCUUCACUGUCCUCAGCUCAGUCUUCCUUUUUGUCUGAACUUUUGGUAGAAAAGAAUAUCUCUCAAAAUGAAUUAUUAUUAGAAAAAUUCAAUGAGUACUACAGGUUAGAAUUUUCUUUUCUUGAAAAAUUUGAUCAACAUUUCCAAUGCAGUUAUGAGCACGAAGAUUAUUAUGAUAGCCACGAUAUUGCAAGUUCGGUGGAGAAUAGCGUUGAAAAUGCUCGUAAAAAUAACAAUAACGGCAAGAUUGCUAUAAACAUAACAAAUAAAGCAAAAAACAAAAUAGGAAACUCAAAUCUAAAAAUGGAUUUAUCAUUUAGCUCAUUGGUUCAAACACCCAUUUCUAGAAUAUCAAAAUACAAAUUAUUUUUGCAGCAAUUAUUAAUAUUUGCUGAACCUGAUAAAAACCAAAAGGACAUUGAAUCAACAAAUUCAUAUAAAAGAGAAAUUGCAACAUCACUUAAUCAAUUACUAAGUAAAUUAGAAAAAGUUAAUGAUUUAAAAGAUUAUUUUGGCAAUGUGGAUUAUAAUAUGCACACUCCGAGCCCGUUUAAAACAAAUUUUUUGAGGGGGAACUUCAAAAAGUACAAAAACAAUUGGGUCACAAAGAAUAGUCAUGAUACUGAAAUCAAAGGGAAAUUUGAUCCCUUUCAUUAUAAAAAUAAUAAACAAAAUGAAAACAGUACACAGAAUUUUCAGAAAUACUUAUACAGUCGUUUAAAAUAUCCAUCCAAUAGUAAUUUUUCUAAAAUGAACAACUAUCUACCAAUAGAAGCUUUAGGCAGUUGUUAUUUAAGAGGUUCAUGUGUUGGAGUAUGGGUUAAAAAUAAACAAGUUGAGAAAGAAGGUUAUUCUCCUAUUAAAAGUAUCACAAGAAGGAAAAAAAGCUCCUCCUUUUCUAGCAAAAAUACCAGUUUUUUAGACAAUGCCAGCAAGAGGAAAAACGGUGAGGAUGAUGAAAAGUGCGUCAUUACAGGUACAAAAGUGGUUCGCUUAAAGAAAAUAGAAAACACCAAUGCUUUUGGAUGUAGGAAAAGGAGAUCAUGGUUUGGAAUUAAUGAAGAGGGAAGGAACAGUAAUGCUUUUGAUAAUAUUAUUAGGUCAAAAAGUGCUCAAAAUAACAGCAUAAAACAUAAAAUUAUAGAUGAUAGUGUAGAAAACAAUAGAUCAGAAAUAUUCCGUUUAGUUGCAGAACAAUAUUCGAUUUUUGCUUUCAAGUCAACAUUGGUACUUUCUAAAGCCGAUGCUAAUAAUGAAAAAAAUUCUUUAGGAACAUGGCCAAUUAUAUUUAUGAUUCCUUUGUCUGUUUGUAAAUUGAUAAAAUUGAACAAAAAUAAUAACUUCUGUAACACUGACAUCAAUGAUCAAGCGACUUUUAACAUCAAUUCUGGUGACUUAAUGGGGGGAUUGGAUACUAAUUAUAAGUACUCGUUUAAAAUUGUUUUUGAAUACAAGUUUAUGAUUUUUGAAAUAAUUUUGCUCUUUUUAAAUAAAAUUGAAUAUGUAGAGUGGGAGAAUACAUUAGAUUUAUUAAUUACACACGUUAAUGGACCGUAUAAGCUUGGAGGAUAUGAGGCUUCUAUCAUGGAAAGGGAGGCAAAGUCUAAUUUGGAAAAUGCUCAGCAAGCAGGUUUUUUUGAUAAUACUAUAAUACCCGAUACUAUGGCUCCCAUGGAUUUAUCAGUUGAAAAUAUAAGUAACAUCGAAUGUAUCGAUUCUAAAAUUGGGUUGAAUAGACAUUUAAAGAUUUUUCAGCUAUGUUAUUUUCAUAGUUUAUUUCCUUUUAAUGUGAUAUUUAGUGACUGCAAGUGUUUCUCACAUUGGAAUAAAACACAAAUGUGGAUUUCAGGAAAUAAACAUUAUGAUACAACUUGGGCAUUUCAACACAACAUAAGGUAUGAAGAUGAAGAUUUAAAUGAAAAAAAUUUUAACGUUCAAAUUUCAUUACAUGAAAGAAUUAGAAUUGAAAGCAAUUUGCAAGAUGUUUGGAGUAAUAGAUUGCCCAUGUUAUAUCAUGCAAUAGAUACGUGUGAUAGCGAUGAAAAAAUUAAAAAUGAUGUUACUCAUAUAGCUGGUUUUAAAACUAAUACAAAAGGAAUGAACUCGGUGAUUAACCUAAAGAAUGAUUCUAUUCUCUCUGGCAAUAUUAACACUGUUGGUAAGAACAUUAAUGUUCUUCCUGUUGCUUCGCCCAAUUCUUUACAUAACAUUAGAGCAGAAGCUGAUAACGGUACGAUAUUAGAUAAUUUUGAAUUUAGUUUUAAUUUGAUUUCUACCGCUGGUUCCUUACAGGAUGACAAAGAAUCGACACUUGAUUACUUUCCUAACAAUGCAGCCAAUAAAGACAGCGCGCCCAACCUUUUGUUGGAAAAUGAAGAAACUUUAAAGUCCUUAACACCAUCCAAUUCUUUAAAUUUUUUUAGAAAUGAACAUGUAGUUAUUUCCAAAACAAAAUCUUUUACAGAUCUUUUUUCAAAAAACCCCCCUCGUAGUAACCAUAUACAAACAAAUAAAUCUAUGGAAAUCUCUAAAGAUGUGACAUACACUAACAUUAAUUCAAUUGUGAAUAUUAAUAGGGACAACGAUAACACAAAAGACAACUGUGAAAAUGAAGACGAAAUGUAUCCAAAGACGAUUAUGAAAAGAAGUAAAAGUGUGAGUAACUUUUUCAACAAGCCAAACUUCCACCUCCGUACCAUGUCUUUGUCGGCUAAUUAUAAUAGAAGGAAAGAAGGCAGAAAAAUUUCGAAUGUCUCCCAUAUUUCUAAUGUUUUAAACAAUGAGAAUAAUAAGAAAAACACUACGAUUUAUACAGUAAAAAAUAGUAAUUUUACUUCAUUAUCUAGUAAUAAUAAUAACAAUAAUGAAAAUUUGUUACCGGUAUGCCCAUCACCUAAUUUUACGAUUACUUCUUUAGAUGAAUUGAGUGGAAGCCCUAGUAAGGUCCCCAGUAUCUUUAGAAAGGCUUCUCUAUUGAUCAACAAUAUUUUUAAUUCAAAUACGGGUACUACUAUUAACUCUAGUAGCUUCUCUUUCCCACCUCCAUCAAAUAAAAAUGAAAUAGAAAUUAUUUUCAGUAGUGAUGGUGAGAUUGCUUAA